This is a messenger RNA of Armigeres subalbatus, 3957 nucleotides long. Its product is annotated as LIM homeobox transcription factor 1-alpha. Gene Ontology annotation, cellular component: nucleus. The record is from RefSeq and is a predicted model, not a curated record. Gene Ontology annotation, molecular function: RNA polymerase II transcription regulatory region sequence-specific DNA binding; DNA-binding transcription factor activity, RNA polymerase II-specific. The coding region runs from base 627 to 2420 and encodes 597 amino acids. The transcript is spliced from 7 exons. Gene Ontology annotation, biological process: neuron differentiation; regulation of transcription by RNA polymerase II. NCBI's taxonomy places the organism in Eukaryota, Metazoa, Arthropoda, Insecta, Diptera, Culicidae.
GAUUUCUUGGCUGAUUUGUGGAGCUCGUUUUUCCCCUUCCGAUAUGUGGACUGGUUCAGCUUGAAUUUUCCAGCAGCCGUCUUCCAGCGUGUAAGAACGCCUUUUACUUCGGUCGGAUGUGAUUUGUGCCAGUGAGUGGAGGACUUGAAUUUCUUCGGUUUUUUCUUUGUACUUUUGAACAAAACCGUCUUUUUUUAUUGGCGUUGGCGCCAAAGACGCUGGCUCCUUGUUGCGGGUUCUGAAUGGUUUUCUAUCUGGCUAUUAGAGUCUUAAGGCGAGCUUGUUGUUGAGAUGUAGUGUCAUUUUUGCUUGAAGAUUUAUUAGUGGAAUCAAUUCAGUGAACCAUACGUUGUGCAGUGGAAUUGGUUGGUUUGGAAUUAACAGCAAGAAGAUACAUACUACGGAAAUAUUUGGAAGCAGUGGAGAUAAUUAGGCAUAACGAAAGGGUGUGCAUUAACAAAACUCACAAGAAUUUGGUGACGGCGUGUGCGUGUUCGUUUUUAAAAGUACACGAGUGGAGUAUUGUGGUUACGUAAAUGUAUAGUCGCGACAGCAUCAAUUUUAACGUUGGUCAGGAACAGUGACGGUUACAAUCCGAGGAAUUGGCCCGUCAACAUUUUGUAACAAUGAUUGAUCAACAUCAGCAACAUAAUUAUUUUCCCAUGGAAAUGAAAUGUACGAUGCCGAACGGACUAGUUGGUGAUGGUCUUGUCGGGCUACCGCCAGCAAAUGAAAAUAACAACAAUUUAAACAACGUCAUCAAUAACAACAGUGGAAACACCGCCGGACCCAAUAGUGGUGCCAACAACAAUAGUUGUAGUGCUGGUAAAACAUCCUCACUACAAGCAACCUGUUCACCGGUGCAAUCAACCGCAGCUGUGACCACACCGCCAACGUCCGGACCAAUGCCGGCCAUGGGUGCAUCGCUGGCCGAACGCUUGGUGGCUGCCGUCGGGGUGGGCGCGGCGGCGGCAACCGUUGAAGCCUUGUCGACAACCCAAUCGAGUGCGACGACAACAGGCUCGGGAAAUGCAACCGCCACCUCCCUUUGCGGUCAAUGCUGCAGCCCCAUCUGCGAUCGAUACAUAAUGAAAGUUGUGGACAUAUCGUACCAUGAACGCUGUUUGCAGUGCACUUCCUGUGCCAUCCGGUUGAUGCAUUCAUGCUUCAUGCGGGACGGAAAGUUGUACUGUCGGUUCGACUACGAGAGAUUGUACGGCCGGAACAGAUGUCUGGGAUGUGGUGAAAAGAUUGGUGCGGACGAGUUAGUAAUGCGAGCGUUAGAUAAUGUGUUCCAUCUCAAGUGCUUUAUCUGCGUUGUCUGCGGCGUACGGCUGCAGAAGGGCGAUCAGUACGUCAUCAAGCAGAGCCAGCUGUUCUGCCGGCCGGACUACGAGAAGGAAGUGGAAAUGUUCCAAGGAUACAAUUACGAUGAUUAUUGCUGUGAUGAUAUUUUUCAAACGAGAAUCGACGGCCGACGUGGGCCGAAACGGCCUAGAACGAUUCUCACCACGCAACAACGGAGGGCGUUCAAAGCAUCAUUCGAAAUAUCGCCCAAGCCGUGUCGAAAGAUUCGGGAAGGGUUAGCCAAAGAUACCGGACUAAGCAUACGAAUAGUGCAGGUGUGGUUUCAAAAUCAGCGUGCCAAGAUGAAAAAGAUGCAGAAAAAGCAGCUCAAGGAUGGCAAUAAGGGGAAUCAUAACAGCAACAACAAAGGAAACGAUUCACAGGAUGAGUUGUCCGAAAGUGAGUCGAAGCUUUCUCUCAAAAUCAAGGAUGAAAACUCAAGAUCCAACAAUUAUCUUCACGACAGCUGUAGUGACACCGAAGGGGGUGUCAACGAUGGUGAUUCCUUUGGAUCUCGGAUAAGUGCAGGUGCAGAGGCAUUCAAGCCGGUGAAAGAAGAGCUCGAUAUGGACGAGGAGUAUUUUCGCAUGAUGACCGCCGCCACGCGGUUUGGAGGGAAAUCUUACGGAGAUCCCUCGAACAUUGUGAAAAGUGAAAAUAUUCCACUUAACACAAUGAUCGGCAUGGAGUACCCUUCGCUGCAACAACUGACAACAACGCUGACCCCUGCCCACGCUCAACUGUUAAACCCGAUUGACAGGCUUUACUCAAUGCAAAAUUCAUACUUUUGUGGUCCGGAUAACGGAGCCACGCCACCGGGCAGCAACGGAUCCGACCAACCACCACCCAAUAACAGUAUGCACCACUCCCAUCAUCCGGGUUCGAGUGCUCUCCAUCACCAUCAGGGGUCACCGUCGAACACCGGAACACUGACUGGGUCCGCGUUGCACCAUCCUCUUCAACCAGCGGUACCGCCGACGCUACUACUUCCCGGUCAUCCGCUACAUCCACUUCAACAGCAGCAGCAGCACCACCAUCACCACUCCCAUCGCCAACAGCAACAGCAGCAGUAAAUCAAUCAAGUCGCGUCGAACAUGUGACUGCAGAAUAUACAACAAGUGGACACGAUCCUUGUUUCCUGAAAGAGGGAAAUCGUUGCAUGCGGUUCACAAUAGGACCGAUCUAUAAUAUCGGCAAAAACAUUUUGAUAAUUUGGAGGAAGCUCAAAUGAAAUUGUGGUCUUCUUGGACUUGUUCGUACUGUUGACCUACAAUCAAUGUCGAGAAAGAAAUUAACAAAAACAUGUUAAAUUAAAAUACAAAUGAAUAACGUUUUCUUCUUGUUAGGUUCUAUAUUAUACUAGUCGACCCGGUAGACGUUGUCCUGCAAAGUAUUCGAAUCAAUUUUUACUAUUUACUUAACUUUACUCGUAAUGUUCACUUGAGGAAACUAGAAUGAACAUAUUUGUAGAAGGAAUAAAGAAUAUCCAUCCAGUCGUUUUCAAAGCAUUCGGAUACGAACUCACACCAUUUCAUCUUUAUAUAUAUAGAUAUGGGCGAAAAAUACUUUGACUACAAAAUGCAAAUUCCCUAAACGAAGAUCCAUUAUUUAAAUAACGCUGACAUUGGCCAUUUUCAGCCACCUCCCUCCUAUGUCACACUUUUUGUAUGAAACAUCUGAAAAUUUUGUUUGGACUACAGGCAACCAUCCCCCUAUGAGCGUUACCUAAUUUAUGGAUUUUUCCUAAUCUAACUAAAAGGUAAAUAUCAAUUUGUUUUCGUUCAUUUUGAUGUGAACAUUUGUAGUGCAUCUAUUUGAGCUUAUUAUAUACUUAAAACUUGUUAUUAUCCGUAACAAACAAAAAUAACUAGUACACAACAUACAGAAAACAACAUCAUUAUACCUAUACAUUUUUUGAUCCACAAAUCUGUUCUGCCAUAGCCGUAAUCACACUCGAAGAUUGUGGGACAACAUGAUGAACAUUUCCUCUAAAAAUACCAUAUCCAUGUUGGUUAAACAAAAUACUCAUUCAGGUUCGAAAAGCUUUCAAGAAUUGUUCUUCCGAACGGUCCCAUUGUGCGCGCGGUCUCGAUUGUAAAAAAGCAACAAAAUGUUAAUCGAUUUAUCGUAACAUAUUACAUAUAAACAGAGGGGCAAUUAUGCUAAUCAAUACACACUAUCGGCGAUGUGGAAACGAUUGAUAUAUGUAGCGACGGCGGAAAUGGACGACACCGUGCAAACUUCCCAAUUGGCGCCCAUCGUUGCUUGCGCGAGAAGGGGAUAUGUAUUUAUUUCCUAAAUUGAUUCGAAGCGAACGACGCGUCGAGCUUGAUUGGUGAUUGAGAUUGAUGAGCGGUUGAUUUACAGUCGCUGGGGGUAAAUCUGAUGAAAGUGUUUAAUCCUUUCGGAGACUAUUAUUCGACAGGUAAUAUGACAGGAGCACGUGGAAACGAUUGUUUUGCAAUGUGUGAUUGCAAGUAAUGAUAACGUUUAUGGUUGUGCCAUUCGUUGACUAAAUGCUAGCUGUGUUCGAUAAAUGUGUACAAACGUAAAAUUCUGAUUAGGAUAUCUAAAUUGUUGUUCAAAGAAUGCUUAAAAUUGUGUAGCCGA